CUGGAUGAAUCGAGGAGAUUGCCUUAAUGCUCCGUACCAGCAAAGACGCGUAUGGUCCCGACGGUUGGUGAAGCCACUAAACCCGAAUGUAGCCUGCAGGGCCCCACUCCCAAGCGGGUAAGCCGGAUUUUUAUUUUUAUUCUUUCUGCCUCUUGUUUUUUUCUGUCCCAUUCUUUUUUUGGUGUUGUGGUGUUUUUUCUUUUCUUUUCUUGUUUUUUCUUUACUUUGUUAUUCAGUAUCUCCCAUACUUCAAAGUACACGAGAAUGUAACUUAUUGUAUGCAGGCGAUUCAACCAGAGACAUCGCCAUGGACUGUUUUUUCAUUGCCUUUUCAUGGUGGCAGUAGUGCUUGAUUAUUAUCUACGAGUAUCUGGAGUCCAAUCUAUACUACGUACCUAC
Aspergillus brunneoviolaceus CBS 621.78 is the source of this 399-nucleotide messenger RNA. RefSeq lists its product as uncharacterized. The transcript has a single exon. Lineage: Eukaryota; Fungi; Ascomycota; Eurotiomycetes; Eurotiales; Aspergillaceae. Bases 52 to 270 code for a protein of 72 amino acids. The record is from RefSeq and is a predicted model, not a curated record.